This is a messenger RNA of Agrilus planipennis (emerald ash borer), 1642 nucleotides long. RefSeq names its product putative protein FAM10A4. NCBI's taxonomy places the organism in Eukaryota, Metazoa, Arthropoda, Insecta, Coleoptera, Buprestidae. The transcript has 3 exons. Gene Ontology annotation, molecular function: Hsp70 protein binding; protein dimerization activity. The coding region runs from base 198 to 1361 and encodes 387 amino acids. The record is from RefSeq and is a predicted model, not a curated record.
ACGUCUCAAAGAGAAGCUGGUCUUAUUUAUUUUUCUAUAAAGCGUUCCAGAAAUUUAGAAGUGGUCAUAGCAGUGUUUUGUGUUUGUUAUUUUAUCUGACAACGAAUUACCGGUUUACAGUUUCAUUUUAAAUAAUAAAUCUCGUCUGUUAUUGAGAAUAAAACUGAUUAGUUAUUUCAGAAAGUGAAACAGUCAACAUGAGUUGCCCAUUUAACAAAGAGAGCCUUGCCCAAUUGAAGGCGUUUGUUAGUUUUUGUUCUUCAAACCCUAACGUGCUUCAUGAUCCAGAUUUAAGUUUUUUCAAGCAAUACUUAGAAUCGUUAGGAGCUUCAAUUCCUUCCCCAAAAGACAUGCCCAAAGAAGAUGUUAAAGUGGAGGAAGUGUCCCCAGAAGUAGAAGAGAAGAAUGAGUCGGAACCUGAGUCAGAUUUAGAACUUGAUACUGAAGGGUGUAUAGAACCAGAUAAAGAAGAUCCAUCCCAGGAAAUGGGCGAUUUUUCUAAAGAACCAACUGAAGCUGAUGUUGAAAGUGCAAGUGAAAAGAGGUCAGAAGCUAUAGCUGCAUUUAGUGAAGGUGAUUAUUCAAAAGCCCUGGAAUUAUUUACUGAAGCAAUUAAACUUAAUCCUACCUCAGCUGUUUUGUAUGUAAAGCGUGGUCAAACUUAUCUCAAGUUGAACAAACCAAAUGCUUGCAUUAAAGACUGUUCUCGAGCACUAGAAUUAAAUCCAGACUCUGCAGCUGCCUAUAAAUUUAGAGGCCGUGCUUACAGAUUGAUUGCUGAAUGGGAAAAGGCAGCAAAAGACCUUAGACAAGCUUCCAACAUUGAUUUUGAUGAGCAAACUGAUGAAUGGCUUAAAGAAGUAACACCAAAUGCUCAAAAAAUUGAGCAGCACAAACUGAAAAGAGAACGUAAAAGAUUAGAAAAGGAAGAAAGGGAACGUGCUGAACGUUUAAGAAAAAUAAGGGAAGCUAGGGAAAAAGCUGCUAAUGAAGCUGGUCAACAAAAAGGACAAACUCAGAGUGGCAAUGAUACAUUCACUCCUCCUGGUGGAAUGCAAGACUUUUAUAAAUUGCUACAAGAUCCAGAAAUAAUGACAGCUUUUCAGGAUCCUGAAGUUGCUGCAGCAUUUCAAGAUAUUUCUACAAAUCCAGCCAACUUUAUCAAGUACCAAUCAAAUCCAAAAGUAAUGGCUCUAAUUUCAAAACUCACAAGUAAAUUGCAAGGUUCAGGGAUGAAUUUCCCCGGAUUCCCAGGGGCGGGUGGUGCAGCAGGCGGAGGUUUUCCAGGUGGUUUUCCCGGAUUUCCAGGUGGUAAUUUUAAUCAAAAACCUCCUGCACCUGACGAUGACGGUCUCGAUUAAGAUUUUUUUAUAUUGCCAUUUUUCCCUAAUUCUAUUUUUAUUUACAUGUAAAAUUGAAUAAAAUGGGGAAGUGAAGUAAUUUUGGAGCCCCAGAAGAGGCAAUGAAUAUUUUUUAACGUUAAUUUUUAUACAGACUGUACUGUUUAUUCUUUAAUAUUUUUGUAGGACAAACUAAUGCCUAAUUUUGCUUGAAAUACGUGUUUUUGAAAAUGAAUUUGCUUUUCUGUUUUGUAUAUAGUAGAUGUAACGCUAAAACAUGAUUAAUAAAUUGUAAAUGCCCA